GCGGUCCAUUUUUGCUCAGACCCAGAUGGUGUCAGAGCUAUGACCAGGCCUGCAGGCGCCACGCCGAGUGGGGGUCAGUCAUGGAGCAGCCACAGGAGGAGAGCCCUGAGGCCCGGGAAGAGGAGAAAGAGGAAGUGGCCACACCUGAAGGAGCCCAGCAGCUCAACGGGGGACCAGAGCAUGUGCUUCCUUCCAGCAGCUGCACAGACCUCUCCCAGAAUUCCUCACCUUCCUCCCUGCUGGACCAGCUGCAGAUGGGCUGUGACGGGGCCUCGGGAGGCAGCCUCAACAUGGAGUGUCGGGUGUGCGGCGACAAGGCCUCAGGCUUCCACUACGGGGUCCAUGCGUGCGAGGGGUGCAAGGGUUUCUUCCGCCGGACAAUCCGCAUGAAGCUGGAGUACGAGAAGUGUGACCGGAGCUGCAAGAUCCAGAAGAAGAACCGAAACAAGUGCCAGUACUGCCGCUUCCAGAAGUGCCUGGCACUCGGCAUGUCGCACAACGCCAUCCGCUUCGGGCGGAUGCCGGAGGCCGAGAAGAGGAAGCUGGUGGCGGGGCUGACGGCCAGCGAGGGGCGCCAGCACAACCCCCAGCUGGCCGACCUGAAGGCCUUCUCCAAGCACAUCUACAACGCCUACCUGAAAAACUUCAACAUGACCAAAAAGAAGGCCCGGAGCAUCCUCACCGGCAAGUCCAGCCACAGUGCACCCUUCGUCAUCCACGACAUCGAGACGCUGUGGCAGGCGGAGAAGGGCCUGGUGUGGAAGCAGCUGGUGAACGGGCUUCCGCCCUACAAGGAGAUCAGCGUGCACGUGUUCUACCGCUGCCAAUGUACCACGGUGGAGACGGUCCGCGAGCUCACCGAGUUCGCCAAGAGCAUCCCCAGCUUCAGCAGCCUCUUCCUCAACGACCAGGUGACCCUCCUCAAGUACGGCGUGCAUGAGGCCAUCUUUGCCAUGCUGGCCUCCAUCGUCAACAAAGACGGGCUGCUGGUGGCCAAUGGCAGCGGCUUCGUCACCCACGAGUUCCUGCGCAGCCUCCGCAAGCCCUUCAGCGACAUCAUUGAGCCCAAGUUCGAGUUUGCUGUCAAGUUCAAUGCACUGGAGCUGGAUGACAGUGACCUGGCGCUUUUCAUCGCGGCCAUCAUCCUGUGCGGAGACCGGCCAGGCCUCAUGAAUGUGCCACAGGUGGAGGCCAUCCAGGACACCAUUCUGCGGGCCCUGGAGUUCCAUCUGCAGGUCAACCACCCUGACAGCCAGUACCUCUUCCCGAAGCUGCUGCAGAAGAUGGCCGACCUGCGGCAGCUGGUCACGGAGCAUGCCCAGAUGAUGCAGUGGCUCAAGAAGACGGAGAGCGAGACGCUGCUGCACCCCCUGCUCCAGGAGAUCUACAAGGACAUGUACUGAGCCGCCCGGCCUCCCGAUGGGCUCCAGCUGGGCCCGGCCUCGGGUUGCCUGAGGACCAGUGCGCGGGCACUGGGCCCAGCCCGCUCACAGCACUCCAGACGCGUGGCCCAGACUCACCCUCCCUGCCUUCUGCCACCUUUCUCCCCAGCACCCCUGCUCUUCCGCCUUCUGUAGCACCCUCCUCCUCCCUGCCUGUCCCAUGUCUGUCUGGUUCGUGUCGGCGGGGUAGUUGGUAUGCUCGCCAGCUGCCUAGAAGCAGCAGGUCAUGAGUUGUCCAGGUCCCGCCUCGCCUCCCUCUUCAAAGACUUACACCAUCCAAAGAAACACUAUGCUCUGGGCCAGUUUUCCAAGAAGCUUGGCCUGGCCUGACUACUGUCCCAGCCUGUGGUCACCGUCAUGGGCUUCCUGCAGAGGAGAGUGGGCCGGGAGCCAUAUUCCCAGGCCGUCUCAACCAAGGCACCCCACUCCCACACUGGCACCCUCCAUUCUUCUUGCCAGUGUUCUAGGCCAUAGUCACCGAUGGCCCGAGCGCUGGCUUGGGGUAUCCCCUCCAGAUGGGGUCCCACAGCCCCACAGAAGAGGAAGAGGGUAGAAGCUGGCCAGGGGAACAGCCCCCCCACUUUGUUCUGAUGCCAGAAAUCAGGUUUGGGUCCCAGGGUUAGAGGCCAGUCUCUGUCAGUACCCCCACCGACCUCUACCCAGCGUCCAGACUGGCAGAACCCGGUGCCAGGCGUCGGACCAUAGCUGUUCUUCUCAUCUCCUGGGAGACACUGGCACACCUGCGCCCCACAGCUGCCCCCGUAACCUUGACCCUGGCCCACCUCUCUCAUCACACCGCCCUACCCUGCCCUUCUCAAGGCCGCUGGGGCACGGCUGUGGCCCUGUUCCUAGGGUUGAUGGUCUGUGAGCAGGCUGGGAUGACCUGCCAGGUCCCAGGCAGAGCUGCCGGUGCUCCGCUGACCCUGUCCCCUCUCCCAGCAGCUCUUCAGCCUUCUCUCUCUCUCGCUUUUUUUUUUUUUUUUUUUUUUUUUUUGGCCUGGCUGGUCACCAACUCCUAGCUCCAGUGGCCUGAAGCUUGCUGGGUGCUCCCACAGUCUGCCCAGCCACGCAGAGCUGAAGCAGAUCCUGCCCAGGCCCCCAGGGAGCCAACAGCCAGGCCUUGGAAGCCUAGGCUUCAAGCCCUGCUAUCCUGGAUCUCUGCUGAGUCCUUUGUCCCCAGGGGCCUUAGCUAUUAGACCGGAGUUCUUGAGGGAGUUCUUGAGAAAAGCCGCUUGGAGAGGGACCAGCCCAGUGUCUGCCCCUGCUAGUAGUGCGGCAGCCUUCCGUUGCCAGGUUAUUUCCUGGCACGCUCCCCGCCCCCACCUCUACUGAUCAGGUCUUGGGGUGUUCCCUGGGGGUCCCAGGCUGUGAAUGGAGCUGCAUUCCCCUGCCCCGCCCCCGCCCAAGUCUGGUGCUGAGGAUGCAGCUCCUCUCAGGGUCUGAAGUCCCCAAAACUGAAAUGUAUAUUUUUGUUAGGAGCCCCAGCUUCCUGUGUUUUUAAUAUAAAUAGUGUAUACAGACUGACAGAACUUUAAAUAAAUGGGAAUUAAGUAUUUAA
This is a messenger RNA of Psammomys obesus (fat sand rat), 3000 nucleotides long. It is a transcript of the gene Ppard, whose product is annotated as peroxisome proliferator activated receptor delta. Gene Ontology annotation, cellular component: nucleus. NCBI's taxonomy places the organism in Eukaryota, Metazoa, Chordata, Mammalia, Rodentia, Muridae. The record is from RefSeq and is a predicted model, not a curated record. Gene Ontology annotation, molecular function: RNA polymerase II cis-regulatory region sequence-specific DNA binding; zinc ion binding; nuclear receptor activity. Gene Ontology annotation, biological process: negative regulation of inflammatory response; hormone-mediated signaling pathway; cell differentiation.